UGCCUUCACUUAAUAAAAUGCUCCAUUUCUCUCUCCAUAGUCUCUAGACUCUUCUUUAGCCAUUCCUCGUCCUCCUCUCUGUCUCUAAUCCUUGGUUAAAGUUUGAUUCAAUUUCUAAAAAGGAAAAAGAAUUAAUCAGUCAUGGGAGGAGGCAAUGGCCAGAAGGCAAAGAUGGCACGUGAGAAGAACUUAGAGAAGCAAAGAGCUGCUGCUGCUAAGGGAAGCCAGCUUGAGUCUAACAAGAAAGCCAUGAGCAUCCAGUUGGUAAUCUGUUUUCCUCACACGAUGCUGAAGUUAGAGCUAUCAUUUGCAAUUGCCUUAUCUUUGUUGGACUUUAUUGUUUUGGAAGUGUUUCUAGUUUGUGCGCUAGAGACAUUCAUCAGUCAUUUCACAAAGGUUGUGAUCUGGUCUGUUGUUGAUGCUGUAUCCAUUGUUGGGUCCCCGGCUCCUUUGUUGAUUGGGACUGAUGGAUGAUGGAAAACUGAAUGCAGUGCAAGGUAUGCAUGCAGACUUUCAUGUGUACCACAACAGAGGUGAAAUGUCGAGAACAUGCUGAAGCAAAGCACCCUAAGUCUGAUUUGUACACAUGUUUCCCGCAUCUUAAAAAAUGACAGGGAAAAUGGAAAACAAGCACGCAGAUGUCUUGUAGAAUACUCGGUAUCUCUUUGGGUGCAACACAGUCAUAAAGUUGAUUUGCCAAAAAACUGUUCUGUAAGAACCAGCACAAAAAAUUUUCCUCCUGUUAUCAAGUAUCAAUGUGAAAGCUGUUGUUCUGCAUCUCAAGUAACUUUAAGUGAUAUAUUGCAUAUGUGUUUUCCUGCAA
Messenger RNA from Ricinus communis (castor bean), 823 nucleotides. RefSeq lists its product as uncharacterized. The record is from RefSeq and is a predicted model, not a curated record. The coding region runs from base 142 to 474 and encodes 110 amino acids. The transcript has 3 exons. NCBI's taxonomy places the organism in Eukaryota, Viridiplantae, Streptophyta, Magnoliopsida, Malpighiales, Euphorbiaceae.